UGACCACCACACACUCCGGAGUAGAUCGCCUUUUGAGUGGCUAACAGCGUGAGAAAAACGGAGCUGAUUCUCUAUCUUGCAUCUCCAUUACAGAUGCCUUUAUAUAGCAACUACACUCUUUUCCUUCCCUCUUUCUCUCCUUUUCUCUCUCUCUCUCUCUCUCUUGUGUGGUGUCAUCCUCCCUUCUCGCGCAAAACAGGUGAUAAUGCUUCCACCACAGACACCACGGGAAACAACACCAGAACAUUUCUCCAAUGGUCACAGUGUCAUUUACGACAAUGCUGCUGUUGAACAUCAACUCCACGCCGAUCGCAAUGAAAUGGUGGCACCAGAUUUUUCCCGAGUGCUUAUCAUUUAUACGGGAGGCACCAUUGGCAUGAAGCAUACAACAGAGCAUGGUUAUAUCCCGCUGCCAAACUACUUUGCACAAACACUUGCCAAAGUGACCCGCUUCCACGAUUCAACGCAUUCCCGUGCACCAUCUCCGACUGAAGAAGAGCGGCGUCUCGGAACCAUUACCAAUACUGUCCGCACUACCGACGGGAAGGAGGUCGGUCUUCACGAAUUGCCGAGUCUGAUUACGCCUGUCAGUUUAUACGGUAAACGAAUCAGGUACUCGAUCCUUGAGUAUGAUCCGCUUUUAGAUUCGUGCAAUAUGACAAUGGAUGACUGGGUGCGCAUUGCUCGCGAUAUCGAAGCCAAUUAUGAAUAUUUUGAUGCAUUCAUCGUGCUCCAUGGAACUGAUACGAUGGCCUAUACAGCAAGUGCACUCAGCUUUCUACUAGAAGACCUCGGCAAAACAGUCAUCAUUACUGGAUCCCAAGUCCCAUUGACCGAGGUUCGCAACGACGCUAUAGACAAUCUGUUGGGUGCGAUUACGAUUGCAGGCCACUUUUUGAUUCCUGAAGUCUGUCUCUACUUUAAUCAAAAACUAUACCGCGGCAAUCGAACGAGCAAGAUCAGCGCAGUAGAUUUUGACGCAUUUGAUUCUCCCAACUUACCUGCACUUGUGGAGUUAGGCAUCGAUAUCCACGUCAAAUGGCCGCUCGUGCUUCGUCCAACACAAAUCGCAAAGUUCCGCUCACACAAAGUUCUGAAUCGUAAUGUUGCCUCAUUACGACUCUUUCCUGGCAUCAACGAAAGCACGGUUCGUGCGUUCCUGGCACCUCCUAUCCAAGGCGUUGUUUUAGAAACUUAUGGCGCAGGCAACGCACCCGCACGGCCUGAUCUAUUGGCUGCACUCAAAGAAGCGUGCGAUCGUGGGGUAGUGAUUGUCAAUUGUACACAAUGUCGCAAAGGUCUAGUCACUGACUCAUACGCCACCGGCCGGCAACUAGCAGCAAUUGGCGUCGUAGCAGGUGCUGACAUGACCCCAGAAUGCGCACUUGCCAAACUCUCGUACUUGCUUGGCAAAGCACCUGACGAUCCACCGCAAGUGCGUCGCAUGAUGACAAAGAAUAUCCGUGGCGAACUGACGGUGCGAGCCGAACACCAGAAAUUCUCUGCCACAAACAACCGAGUGCAUGUCCUCAUUGAUCUCCUUGCCAGCGGCAAGUUCAAAAAGACCGACUUGGACGAACAAACGGUGAUACCCCUUGAAGAACAACAAUUGGCCGAACGCGCACUGUUACCGUUCCUGCUAUGCUCAGCAGCUGUCAGCAACGAUCUGGAAGGGAUCAAGUUGUUGUACGAUAUGGUGAAUUUGAACUGUGUGGACUACGAGGGGCGAAGCCCGCUGCAUGUCGCCAGUCGUGAAGGACAUGUCAGGAUUGUCGAAUUUCUAUUGUUACACGGCGCAUCGAUCCAUAUUCGUGACCGAUUAGGCCACACACCGCUGUUUGUUGCUGUUGCAGAAAAACGGAUGGAGGUGGUGACGAUGUUGCGUACGGCAGGGGCACAUUUGGCCGAGACGGAACGCAGAGAUCUGGGCACACUGUGGCUGAGGGCAAUUGCGGACGGCGAUAUGAAGUUUGUCAAGAUCGGCCUCGCGGCGGGCUGGUCGGUGAAUUGGGCAGAACCCGUCGAGGAGCUUCGGGCACUGGACGUGGCGAUCUCGCAUGGCCAGGUGGACAUGGUCAAGUUCUUGCUAGAACAGCCGGAUAUGAACGUGCAUCUCAUCGAUCGGUGGGGCUGCUCGGCUAUGGACAGACUUCAUUGGACAGGGCUGCAGGAGCGUGUGGCACAAGAGAUUAUUGACGAAAUGAAGCAGCUGCUGCAACAACAUCAAUAGAAAAAUAUAGUCACUUAUUCUGUAUAACCUGCAUUGUUUGCAUCACCUUUGCAUCUAUUAUAUUUUGCAUUGUCUUGUUCUCUCCUUCAUUCAGCUCUGUCUCUAACUGUGUGUGUAUUGUAUCAAUCCACUAUUGUUAGUGUCCCUAAAAGAAAGUCAUUGACCCGUUGUCUGUGUGUGUG
This is a messenger RNA of Zychaea mexicana, 2412 nucleotides long. RefSeq names its product asparaginase-domain-containing protein. The record is from RefSeq and is a predicted model, not a curated record. NCBI's taxonomy places the organism in Eukaryota, Fungi, Mucoromycota, Mucoromycetes, Mucorales, Lichtheimiaceae. The transcript has 7 exons. The coding region runs from base 206 to 2230 and encodes 674 amino acids. Gene Ontology annotation, biological process: amino acid metabolic process. Gene Ontology annotation, molecular function: protein binding; asparaginase activity.